AUGAAGUUGUCACUCCUUGCCGUCAUCGUGGCCUCCGCCUCUGCCGCUCAAGGCGCAAUCACCUGGACCCUUGAGAAGGCCGCCAACCCCACGGCCGACCAAACCGACGCAUACACCAAAAUCGAAGCCGCCAUGAAGCUGGCCGUAGCAAGACAUGCAAAGCAGGGAAAGGCAAGCAAGACAAUCCGUGUCUAUUACACGCCCGGCGUUCCUACUGCAGAGGCCAACUACAACGGUGACCUCCGCUUCGGAUCGAACCGAUCUUACAUGAACGAGCGUACGGCGCUCCACGAGAUCUCCCACACGCUCGGCGUUGGCCAGACUGCCGCCUUCGACUCCAAAUGCGCGUCCGGCAACUGGGCUACGGCAUUGCCCCUGCUUCGCUCCUGGGAUGGUUCCAGUGCCAAGAUCAGCUGUGGCGGCUCGCAUUUCUGGCCGUACGGGCUCAACUACGAUACCGAAUGGAGCGAGACAAACGCGGACCGUCACGUAAAGAUCAUCAAUGCCAUGAUUGCUGAUGGCAUGUAA
Molecule: messenger RNA, 528 nt
Organism: Colletotrichum abscissum
Lineage: Eukaryota; Fungi; Ascomycota; Sordariomycetes; Glomerellales; Glomerellaceae
Product: ricin B lectin
Exons: 1
Coding region: 1-528 (175 amino acids)
Source: RefSeq, a predicted model, not a curated record